AUGCAUCCUUAUCUUCUCCUCUUGGCCCCUGCCCUUCUUCUCGCAGUCCAGCUGCUGAUCAGGCUUUAUCAAAUCUGGGCAUCCCCAUUGGCGUCAGUCCCUGGGCCUUGGCUAGCACGAUUCACGGAUCUUUGGUACGCUUGGCGAAUCGACAGAGGUCAAUUCGAGCGUGACAACAUCGCUCUCCAUCAGAAACACGGCCCAAUCGUCCGUUAUGGUCCAAAGAGAUAUAGCAUUUGCGAUCCCCUCGCUGCCAAGGUCAUCUACGGACAUGGCUGCGCUUUCCUCAAGUCGUCCUGGUAUGAUUCCUGGGGCGAUCCGAAUCCGCACAAAUGGUCCAUCUUCUCGGACCGCGAUGAGAAACGUCACAGCGCCAACAGGCGGCUCUACCAGAACAUGUAUAGCAUGUCUUCACUAGUCAACUACGAGCACUAUGUCGACGAGUGCACAAGUCUGUUUAUGCAGAGACUGUCGGAGAUGAGUAGUCGGCAGGGCACUGCUGAACCUGUUGACAUGGGACAUUGGUUCCAAUGCUACGCCUUUGAUGUGAUUGGAAUGAUCACUUACUCAAAGAGACUUGGCUUCCUUGAUCACGGUCAAGAUGUCGGAGAUAUUAUCAAAAACCUUGAAAAUCAUCUGUACUACGCGACCGAGGUCGGUGUAUACUCGUCUCUGCAUCAGUACCUCGCACCCGUCAGGAACCGGAUCGGGAAACGCGGCACAGGUCGGCAAUAUAUCGUCGAGUUCACCAAGCAGUGUCUGGCAGAUCAUCAGUCUAAUCCAAAGGCGAUAGUCACUGAUGACCUCGAUAGUGCCUCUGAACAUCAUAGUACCAUGGAUUUUCUUUCCAAGUUCAUUGCCAAGAACACAGCGGACAACUCCUCAUUUACGCAGUAUCACGUCCUUGCCGGGUGCGUGGCGAACAUGGUCGCAGGCUCGGAUACUACGGCGAUAAGCCUUAGCGCCAUUCUCUAUCACCUUCUCCGCAACCCAGACAAGUUGCGAAUUCUCCGAGAGGAGAUUGACGGAUUCUUUUCCAAGAAGACUGGUCCUGCGACGAGUAUCAACUUCCAAGACAGCCUUGGCCUUCCGUACCUUCAGGCAGUUAUUAAAGAAGCCCUCAGGAUGCACCCGGCAACCGGCUUACCGAUCGAGAGAGUUGUGCCUAAGGGAGGAGCUAUAAUCAGCGGGAAAUUCUUCCCAGACGGGACCAUCGUGGGUAUCAACAGUUGGGUUGAGCAUUACAACCCAGCAAUCUUUGGCCAAGACGCCAACUCGUUCAGACCAGAACGCUGGUUGACUGCGGAUCCGGAUCAGCUAUCGAAAAUGAGCCGACACUGGAUGCCCGUGAGUAUCGAAGAUUGA
Fusarium keratoplasticum is the source of this 1365-nucleotide messenger RNA. RefSeq lists its product as uncharacterized. Bases 1 to 1365 code for a protein of 454 amino acids. Gene Ontology annotation, molecular function: oxidoreductase activity, acting on paired donors, with incorporation or reduction of molecular oxygen; iron ion binding; monooxygenase activity. Lineage: Eukaryota; Fungi; Ascomycota; Sordariomycetes; Hypocreales; Nectriaceae. The record is from RefSeq and is a predicted model, not a curated record. The transcript is spliced from 3 exons.